AUGUGCCUAGAAGAGACGAAGUGCUCAGUGGUUCGCAGACAACAAUCCUUGUCACAGGAAGAUAUGACAGCGAGCAUCGAGAGGAAAGGAAAGCUCGAAUCUAGUGACGUGAUUUAAUGCACAUAGUAGUACAGUUGGAUAUUCGCCUUGUAAGAAUAGUUGUAGUCCAAAGAAAUAUAGGCACUUCUUGUUUUUGCCCUGUGAGCUUGUUUUGUUUUCAUUUUCGAUGAGUCAAAUGUUGCUUUGGAUGGAGUGCUCAGAAAAUAGAUUUACCUACAAUUCUCCUAAUGCGUGCUGCACGCUGUAAGGGAUUUCAAAGUGACGCUCGAAUAGUGUUUCGAUCUGCAUGCUCACUACUCGUUCAUGAAGAAGCAAAUCGCUUCUCACAUCGUUGAGCUUCGUUUUUCGUAUCACUUAGAGUCAGUAAAAACUCUUUGAAAUAAAUUUGAUUUUCUUUGCCUCAGGUCCGAUCUAAUACUAUCCACUUUCUCAUCUUAGUCUCAUACUUUUUUCUUUCCAUCGCGGAUUCUGUGUCUGCAGACUUCAGGAUGCGUCAGUUUGUGGGUGUCGUUUCCUUCGCUGCUGGCGCAGCGGCGAUGACGAGCUUGGAGCUGGCUCAGCAGAAUUUGAAGGAGAAUGACGCUAUCAUCGCUUUGAGCGAUGAGAAGAAGCAAGAUGAGAAUACUGAGAUCGCGUUUGAGAAGGCCUAUUCCGAGAUCUUGGCCUCUUUCAAUGUGGAUGACUACAAGCAACAAGCCGAACAGAUCUCGUUCCUCGCUGCUUCUCCGACAUUUACCUCUAAGAUGGCUGCGGCUCCGCACUGCAACUACGGUGUUUCUCCAGCUAAGGCUGCGACGGUGAAAGGCGCAGCCGCGUUUCCAGGUGGAAUCGUUGCACGCCUGUUUGGUGGCGACCUGUCUCAGUUGGUAUCGAAGCUGGCUCCGCAGGGACGUGGCACAGCGGAAGUUCUGGCGGGCCAGGGGCUUGCGACCGGUGCAGGUUUGAUCCAGAGUGCCAUGUCGACGUUGUUGAGCGUUGCGCCGCCGCUUAUUGGCGCACCCGCAUGGAUCAACCAGCCUUUGCCGUGUAUGCCUUUAGCUACCGCUUCCAACUGUGGAGGCAGUGUGCUUUACCCGAUCACGGCCGCUGACUUCGCUAUGGCUGACGUGACGGACCGACAGCUGGAUGGCACCAUUGCGGACUUUCCGCGCUUUUACCGUAAAACCGUCGGUAAGACCAGCGACGCCGCCUACAAAGCUUGCUUCGCAGCUUACAUGGGUAUGCAGUGCGCUUCCGUUUUUCCGCGAUGCGCCGUUCCGCUCGCUCGCGAGGAGCCGGGUCCGACUGGCCGAUUGCCUCUUUGCUUUACGUCGUGUCUUUUGACGAUGACUUCGUGUCCAGGUAUGUGGAUCUCCGAUAUGAAGGAUGAGUGCAGCAUGGUCUCCGCGCCUCCAGCAUGCUCCAUGGCUGUUUUCCAUAACCUGUCCAAGAUGCCUCCUCAGUACACGACCUUCGAAGAGUCCGUCGGCACCCAAAUGGAGUGCCCAACUGCUCCUGCUUGGCUCUCUGGCGACUCCGCUCUCACGGACGCGACAUUGUACUCUGCUGCAGGUGAAAAGAUCCCGACGUCCCCGUACGCUGCUGCGGCCAGCGCGAUGCCGCAUGCUUUGUAA
Messenger RNA from Amoebophrya sp. A25, 1673 nucleotides. NCBI's taxonomy places the organism in Eukaryota, Dinophyceae, Syndiniales, Amoebophryaceae. The record is from the annotation of a GenBank genome assembly.